This is a messenger RNA of Gongylonema pulchrum, 336 nucleotides long. The record is from the annotation of a GenBank genome assembly. Lineage: Eukaryota; Metazoa; Nematoda; Chromadorea; Rhabditida; Gongylonematidae.
GAGCACGUGGCGGAUCCGUCAUCCUAUGGUAUCUACGUGGUCGAUCGUCGCUUCAAAGACUGUGAAGGUUCAAUACGUGAUUUAGCGCAAAUACUCUACGAUUUCUGUGGACUUUCUCGACGCCAGCGUAUCAUAAUGCGUAACCGAACGGAACGUUUGAGUGAAUUACUUGACUGGAAAAGUUUGGGAAUAUUUUACAGAGAUGCCCGAAGGAUGGCACUGGAGAGGCUACAUCCCGAUCUAGACGCUAUUAUUGAAAACAAUAUUGGCAAAGUGCCAUCGGCGUCACAAAGUCGCCGAUCAAGCCUUAGUGGUGCUUAUGAAAAUGCUAACUAA